CAUAGAUCUGUUUAAGUAAGCUGUGCUUUCGGAAAUUCCCGAUGAGAAACCGAAACCCCUCACCUCGUUACUCGGAAACCUAUUUAUUUCAUAUCGAAGCUCGAUUUCACUGCAAGCUGUCGCUUUAGCCUCACCCUCACGGUUCGCUCCAAGUAACCUCAACUUUGCAAUGCGUCCCCUCACAGAAGACGAAAGCAAAGCCGUUUUCACAAAACUUGCCAACUACAUUGGAAAGAACCUCAUCCACCUCAUCGACCGCAAGGAUGAGCCAUAUUGUUUCAGGCUGCAUAAAGAUAGGGUCUACUACGUCUCAGAAUCGUCGAUGCGCAUGAGCAUAUCGGUCGCUCGGCCAAAUUUCGUCAGCGUUGGCACUUGCUUCGGAAAAUUCAGCAAAAGCGGCAAGUUCAAGUUGCAUGUAACGGCGCUUGAUCAUAUCGCACAAUAUGCAAAAUACAAGGUUUGGAUCAAAUCAAACGGAGAGAUGCCGUUCCUGUACGGCAAUCAUGUUGUGAAGGCGCAUCUUGGCCGGAUAACAGAAGAUACUCCUGAGCAUCAAGGGGUGGUGGUCUUCAGUAUGAGUGAUGUACCACUAGGCUUUGGCGUCACAGCCCGGUCAACGGUAGAUACCCGGAAACUAGAUCCAACAGCCAUAAUCGUCUUUCAUCAAGCUGACGUUGGUGAAUACCUAAGAGACGAGGAAACCUUAUUUUGAUCGCUCCACUUUUCUUUUCAUUCGUUCUUUUGUGGUUUUGUAGUGCUUCGUCACGCGUAGAUCGCGUAUCACACCGUCCCUUUACUCUGGUAAAAGUAUCGUAGUUUCACCUUACGGAUGAAAGUUCUGUCUAUUUAUCGGUAGAAGGUAUAUGAUCCUACAUAUUUACAUUGAGUGAUGAAUAUCCGUCACAAGACGUGAAGUACACUGGAAU
Molecule: messenger RNA, 926 nt
Organism: Suillus subaureus
Lineage: Eukaryota; Fungi; Basidiomycota; Agaricomycetes; Boletales; Suillaceae
Product: cytosolic large ribosomal subunit protein
Exons: 7
Coding region: 170-712 (180 amino acids)
Biological process (GO): ribosome assembly; ribosomal large subunit biogenesis
Cellular component (GO): nucleus; preribosome, large subunit precursor; nucleolus
Molecular function (GO): RNA binding
Source: RefSeq, a predicted model, not a curated record